Striga asiatica is the source of this 976-nucleotide messenger RNA. NCBI's taxonomy places the organism in Eukaryota, Viridiplantae, Streptophyta, Magnoliopsida, Lamiales, Orobanchaceae. The record is from the annotation of a GenBank genome assembly.
CUUCAAUGGCUUGUUUCAUCGUGCUUUUAACAGUUAUUGUUGGUGCAUUUGCAGUCCAUACAAAUGGACAAGGCGAAAGAUUUGAUAAAUAUUACGCUCCUUUGUGGGGGUUCAAUCACCUAACAAUUAACCCCGCAGGAAAUCAUGUCAACCUUACAAUGGAUCAAUCUUCAGGGGCUGGAUUUAGGUCCAAAUUGGAGUACGGGUCAGGGUUGUUCCGUAUAAAGCUUAAAAUACCGGACAAAAGGACUGGAGGAGUUCUUACAAGCUUCUAUUUGACUUCAGCACCAGAUGGACAAGACCCUGGGAACCACUUUGAACUUGAUUUCGAAUUUUUGGGCACAAAUGGGACAGUGCAAACAAAUGUAUACGACAAUGACGGUGGCCACAGAGAAGAAAGUUUUAAACUUUGGUUUGACCCUUCAAAGGGUUUUCACACUUAUAUGAUUCUUUGGAACUCCAAACAUAUAGUGUUUCUUGUGGAUAAUAUUCCAAUUCGAGUUUUUAAGAAUUUGUUGGGCCGUGGAAUACCUUAUCCGACCAGGCCCAUGCACAUCGAAGCAAGUAUAUGGGAUGCGGAUUGGGCCGGUGCUGUGGACUGGUCUCAAGCCCCAUUUACGGCCGAAUACCAAGAUUUUGCUUUUUGGGCCUGUUCAGGCGACACAUCAGCAUGCGCUUCAGAGCAAUACUUCUGGAACAGGCGCGAAUAUUGGGACCUCAAUAAUCAGCAGAAAAGCACUAUGGAGCGGUACCGAAGAUCGUUUAUGACUUAUGAUUAUUGCGGCAACCCUUCAACUAGCAAGCCAGAAUGUUCUCUCAACGCAUAAUGUCAUGAAAUAGAGAGCUAAUUUAGUUGGUCUACGAGAAGUAUACAUUAAUAUUUAUUAUUGCUGAUUUUUUGGCAAUGAUAUGGAAUAAUUAGUAUUUCUCAAGUGAGAAGUUGGAACAAUUGUUUAAGUGUUUAAUUUGAUCAGAA